Saccostrea cuccullata (small rock oyster) is the source of this 1561-nucleotide messenger RNA. RefSeq lists its product as uncharacterized. Gene Ontology annotation, molecular function: catalytic activity. The annotation marks the transcript as partial. The transcript is spliced from 2 exons. NCBI's taxonomy places the organism in Eukaryota, Metazoa, Mollusca, Bivalvia, Ostreida, Ostreidae. The record is from RefSeq and is a predicted model, not a curated record.
AUGGCCGCCGUGUUUAAUCCAGGACCGCUAUGUGCUCAACCAACCUUAACGUGUAUCGGCUGCAAGGCAAAAGUCAGUGGAAACAAUCAAGGUAAUUUAGAAGUUUUGGCCACUGCUGAAUGGAUUUGUGAUACAUGUAUUGACUUAAUAGCUAAUCAUUACGAUUUAGAUCAGUCUGUUGAUGACCUUGUCCAAGGUCUCCCAAAAGGUGUCACAUUCGGUCAUCUAAACGUCUUUGGACUCCGAAACAAAUUAGAUCAAAUAAAAAUAUUGUUACGAAAUGGUAAAUUUGACAUAUUUGCAAUCACUGAAAGUAAAUUAGAUGGAAAUAUCCUCGACGCUGAAGUUCAGAUAAAGGGAUAUAAUUUAGUUCGGCGAGACAGAAAUCGGCAUGGAGGGGGUGUACUUGUAUAUGCUAAAGAAAAAUGGACCAUAUCCAACGUACAAAUACGCGACAACAUGGAAAUGCUUUCUUUGGAUAUUAAGCAAUAUAACUCACCGAAAAUCACAAUUGCUGUCGUUUAUAGACCACCGGAUGCAAAAGCUAAAUGGGUUUCUACAUUCGAAAACGUAGUUGACGAAAUAAUGACAGACAGUAGCGAGGUAGUCAUUCUUGGUGAUUUUAACAUCGAUGAACUUAAAAACACCAGUUUCAAAUCUCAGAUGGAAAUAAACGGCUUACACCAAGUUAUUAACACGCCAACGCGAGUCACAUCACAUUCCGAAACCCUCAUCGACCACAUCUAUGUUAGCGAUAAAUUCCUCUACUUAAAUUCUGGAAUUAUUCCUAUCGGCAUUAGUGACCAUCAUUUAGUGUAUACAAUUAGAAACAAAACAAUUAAAGAAAAUAAACAACAUGUUUACAUCAAAUAUAGAGAUAUGAAACAUGCAGACGAAUAUGCAUUCCUAUCCGACCUUGCUUCCACGGACUGGAACAUAAUUAGAAACCUGGAAAAUGUAAAUGAUAUGUGGGCCUUAUUUAAAGACACUUUCUUUAAAGUCAUUGAUAAACAUUUUCCAAUGAGGGAAAGGCGCAUCAGGGCGGAUUCUGAGAAGUGGAUUAAUGACAACAUAUUGUCAGAAAUGCGACAACGUGACUUUCUACAUCGGAGAGCACUUAAAUCUAAAUCCGAUGCCGAUUGGAAAGCUUACAAAGCGGCACGAAACCGAGUUGGGAUCCAGGUCAACGAAGCGAAACGCGAAUUUGUAAACGAGGUAAUCGAGCAGGCACACGCUAAGCCCAAGAAUAUGUGGGAUCGUAUAAAGGAAUUUCUUCCCUCGAAACGAACUCAAUCCACAACAACUCAUUUAGAAGUCGAUGGUGAAACAAUUACUUGUCCCCAAGAAAUCGCAAACAAAUUCAAUGACUUCUUUUCUAAUAUCGGACAUAAAUUUGCUUCUAAUUUCGACAACUCCCUACCCACGGUUCCCCAACAAAUGCCAGAAGGUUCAUUUUCCAUACCUUUUGUUAGUGAAAGCUUUGUUAUCGACGAAGUACUUUCUAUGUCUAACUCAAAAGCUACUGGUUUAGAUGAAAUUUCUGUUAAAAUUCUAAAGCAAA